This is a messenger RNA of Phasianus colchicus (ring-necked pheasant), 379 nucleotides long. Lineage: Eukaryota; Metazoa; Chordata; Aves; Galliformes; Phasianidae. The record is from RefSeq and is a predicted model, not a curated record.
AGCACGGAGCCACUCCAUGUGGGUGGACAUGUCCUGGCAGGCUUUGAGAGUGUGCUGCCGCUGACGGGCGCGGAGCGGGCGGCGCUGUUCCUGCUGGUGAGCGGCCGCUUCGCGCAGUCGCUGGUCAUGGCGGCGCACACGGCGCUGCUGCACCCGGAGAACACGGAGUAUCUCAUGGUCACGGCCAGGACGGGGUGGAGGCACCUGAUGGCCAUGUAUGCGCUGGGCCAGGAGGCGGUGGAGAAGAUGUGGUUUGAGACGGCCGCGCUGUAUGCGAGGCGGCCCCGCGAGGCGGAGCUGCAAUAGAAUCGUAGAAUAACAGAAUCACAAGGUUGGAAACGACCUGUAAGAUCAUCCAGUCCAACUGUCUUCUCAUUAC